AUGCACGCGUUGAAGCGGGCGGUAUCAGUUCGGCGGGUGCGAGGCGGGAGGCAUAAGGCACUGUCGCGGACCGACGCCAUGCGGUGCGGUGCCACGGUGCUGCGAGGUGCAGCAGUCGCCCGCGGCGGCGUGCGUGCGGAGCUUCGGACGGAAAGUUUUGGCAAGUUCCUCACCGAGACGGAGGACGCGGCGCGCGACUUCCCGCGGCCCUCCACCGACGAGCACGGCGCUCGGCUCUCGCAUCUCGACGCUAAACUUACACCGUAA
Messenger RNA from Arctia plantaginis, 267 nucleotides. NCBI's taxonomy places the organism in Eukaryota, Metazoa, Arthropoda, Insecta, Lepidoptera, Erebidae. The record is from the annotation of a GenBank genome assembly.